CGGAUCUUUACUUCCAGAAGUACCCCCCCCUUCGCAGAGACACAAGACCAUCUCAGAUACAACCCGGCACAACAGGAUGCAUCAUGUCGUGAAUUGCACCACCUCCUCUCUUGCCCAUUUUGCCUCACUUUCUCGCCUAUCCCGCACCAUUUCAUGAAGAGACUUCCUUACAUCAACAUAAGGUUCGACCGGUAUCACCAAGACGGAAACUAGACCUCUCAGACCAUGAACUCUUUGCAGUAGUACCGUUGCGGCCCUGGGCCCUGCUAAAGAUGGGCGCUAUCCCAGCCGAUAUUUUCACAUGUCCCAUGACACCAUGGCCCUCUUUGGGACACCGACUGUUACAUCUCCUACACCUUCUCGACGCGCGCGUGCUCGGCCUUUUUGGUGGUCCUGGAUCCUUCGCAUGCGACCAACCCAAGCUCCGGGUAUCGCGUCGUCCACUUUGCUGCACUCACACCGCGGCUCAGAUAUGAUGGAGACAAGAAGGAGACAAACCAUGCGUCUGAGUCUUGUGUGGAAUACGGCUCGGCACUAGUCUCCGGACAGGCAGCCGUUAUACAACGGCAGACCCACGUUUUACCCUCCGCUUCAGCAUCUUGACCCCUUAGAAACGACCGGUCACCACCAAGCGGCCAUCUGGUAACGUCUGGCAUGCGCCGUUUCGUGCAGCUAGUAUAUCUCCCCUGCAUUCCCGUUCCUGUGCCUCUGCCUGCCUCCUAGGCACUAGCUCUGUAUCCGCAAACUCUCCUGUCGCUUGCCCGACUCACCCGCUCGCCUCGGGGCAAUAUUUCCGCUGCGUCUAUCUACCGGUGUUUUCUAAAACCGCUUGUCCGUCGUCAUCGUUCUGGUGUAAAGAGUUAAGUCCUCGUUCUCUCUUCCUCUGUUUACUUCGAGUGCCGGACCUUGUGUCCUGAAUACCUGACUCGGACCUGCAUGCUUUGCAAAAGCCUCCGGCCUGUUCCUACCCAACCCAGGCAUCCAUCCACCCACCCGAGCCAUGAGGUUCAUCAAGACAAUAGCCAUGCUGGCUGCUAUGGGCUCCGAUAUUGGAAUCGGUGCUGCGUCGGUGUUUAGGCCUACCAAACCACCAGCCGUUCCACUGGCCGUCAGAUCGCCAUAUCUGAAUGCCUGGCUACAGGGCGAAUCAGGAUGUGUGCUACCUGGCGAGUGGCCACGCUUCUGGACGGGAGAUAUCCAAGGAUGGCAAGGAUAUGUGGCAGUCGACGGCGUUGCCUAUAACUGGAUGGGGGGCGCCCCUGGCCCAGGCCCAGUCAACCAGCUAUCACUGGAGUACACCUCAACAAAAAGCAUCUUCACCUUUGAUGUGGCCCAAAAGAUCACCCUGACUGUCACUUUCCUCUCGCCGGUAUACCCUGACGAUAUACAGCGGCAGUCUCUGCAGUUCUCAUACGUAACUGUCACGGCAAAAUCCUCUGAUGGGGCCUCGCACAAGGUCCAGGUAUACAUGGAUGUGUCUGGCGAAUGGGCCAGUGGUGACAAUUCCGAGAAGGUGCAGUGGGAAUUUGGCACCGAGAGUAAUCUUUACUAUCUCAAGUUCUGGCGCGAGAAUCAGCACGAGUUCAAAGAAGCCAACGAAAUUGCAAGUUGGGGAAAUUGGUAUCUCAGUACCGGAUUCCAUGAAGGUUUGACGUGGCAAAUUGGUCAAGAUACCACCGUGCGGAACCAGUUUGCUGGCAACCUGACUCUCAGUAACUCCCAGGAGUCUGAAUUUCGCCCGGUCAGCGAGAACUGGCCUGUGUUUGCGUUCUCUCAUGAUUUGGGCAACAUCAAGGACGACGAGGUUGAAAGGAUCUUCACCCUCGGUCUUAUCCAGGAUAAUGUCAUCCACUUUGCCAGACAAAACAACACCCUGGAGCCUGUCCAGGGACUGUGGAUGUCCUUUUACAACAACAGUGACAUGGAGGCUGUGGUCUCUUUCUACAACGACUACAGGCAUGCCGUAGAGACAAUGUCACUCCUAGACCAACGGAUUGAGAAGGAUUCGGUGGAGGUAGCUGGGCAGAACUACUCCCUUAUCACUACACUUGCUCUUCGCCAGACUUUCGGUGCUUUCCAAUACGCCGGAACGCCGGAGAAUCCAUAUAUUUUCCUCAAAGAAAUCAGCUCCAACAGUGACAUUCAGACAGUUGAUGUCAUAUUCCCGGCGUUCCCAAUAUUCGUUUACCUCAAUGCCACCUUGAGCAGAUAUCUCCUGGACCCUUUGUUCGAACACCAAGAAAGUGGUUCAUACCCCAACAAAUAUGCCGAGCAUGACUUGGGUACCUUCCCUGUGGCCAAAGGCUACCCCAGCGGAGACGACGAGGCCAUGCCAUUGGAGGAAUGUGGUAACAUGAUCAUCAUGUCACUAGCAUAUGCUCAACGCACCGGCGAUACGGGGUACCUAACAGCCCACUACCCAAUACUGGCACAGUGGGCUCAGUAUUUGAUCGAGGACUCGCUUGUUCCUGCCAACCAGUUGAGCACUGAUGACUUUGCUGGAACAUUAGCAAACCAGACCAACCUGGCCAUCAAGGGCAUCAUCGGCCUCAAGGCCAUGUCCCAGAUUGCCCAGCUCACCAACAACACGGACGACUUCAAAGACAAGGCCGAGGACUAUCUUAUGACUUGGAAAGCGUAUGCCAUCAACUAUGACGCCAGUCCACCUCACACUACGCUAAGCUACGGAGACAAAGACAGCCAUGGAAUUCUCUACAACAUCUACGCAGACAGGCUGCUGGGCCUCCAGUUCGUUGACCAGUCUGUCUUUGACAUGCAGAGCGACUUUUACCUGACCGUGGCGAACGAGUACGCUGUCCCGCUUGAUACAAGACACACCUGGGCAAAGUCAGACUGGGAAAUGUUUGCGGCGGCGGUGGCUAAGAACGAGACCAAGGAGAUGUUUAUCGACAAGCUGGCGGAGUGGGUGGGGAAGACUACGACCAACAGGGCGAUGACGGACUUGUUUGAUUCGAUUACGGGUGAUUACCCGUCGGGAGGGCCGACGUUUGUGGCGAGACCGGUGAUGGGGGGGAUGUUUGCUUUGUUGGCUUUGCCAAAGGAGUAGAAUGAGAUGGUGGGGUAGGGAAGGGAAGAGAAGGGGUGUGUGUUUUGCUCUGGAAAGAAACAAGGUGUGAUGGCGAGGGGAUUAGCUUGGCUAGUGUUGAUUGAGUGGACCCUUAAACCAUAUAAGAGGUUGGGUGUUGGUGUUUCUUGUGUAGUGAUGCGGUGAUGUUUUAUGUUAUGAGCGAUAGUAAUGGGACAAGAGCUUAUGAAAUAGAGAGUGUAGUCUAUUCAGAAUUCAUCAAAGCACGCUUACCUAUGACAUCUCUUUCAUUCCAGCAUAGAGGUAGAUAGAGCAGGGCUUCGUUAUGAUA
Molecule: messenger RNA, 3377 nt
Organism: Podospora bellae-mahoneyi
Lineage: Eukaryota; Fungi; Ascomycota; Sordariomycetes; Sordariales; Podosporaceae
Exons: 7
Coding region: 1001-3067 (688 amino acids)
Source: RefSeq, a predicted model, not a curated record